Sordaria macrospora k-hell is the source of this 1821-nucleotide messenger RNA. NCBI's taxonomy places the organism in Eukaryota, Fungi, Ascomycota, Sordariomycetes, Sordariales, Sordariaceae. The record is from RefSeq and is a predicted model, not a curated record.
AUGUCGGGCCUAGACGUCGAGGCACUCCUCGAUUCCACUGCCUCCAACAAGGAGCAGAUGGACAUUGACCCUCCUACCACCAACGGCGACGCCGACCAGAACGGCUCCAAAUCAGAACGCCGUGACCGUGACACGGACCGCGACAAAGAGCGCGACGGGCGAGACCGUGGUGAUCGUGAUCGGGGCAGAGAUACCAGCAGGGACCGGGCCAGGAGACAUCGCGACCGCAGUUCGGGCCGCCUUCGCAAUUCGUCGAGUGAAGCUGGUAGAGAUACCCCCCGCAGUGAGGCCGGAAGCCACCGAAGUAGGCGUCGGAGCCGGAGCCGUGAAUCUGGCCGACACUCACGCCGUCACAGAGACGGAGAUUACUACCGAGGCCGCGGAGGCCGCUCCCGAUCUCGCUCCCCAAACCGCUACUACCGGCCCCGGGGCGAUGAUCGCCGUGGCGGUGACAGCUACCGCCGACGUGACGACGACCGCCGCAGCGGCAGAAACACCCCCCGGGUCAGAGAUGGCACCCCUCCGCCCCUGACCGAGGACGAGCGUGAUCGCCGCACCGUGUUCGUCCAGCAGUUGGCCGCCCGUCUGCGCACUCGCGAGCUUAAGGAGUUUUUUGAGAAGGUCGGCCCUGUUGCCGAGGCCCAGAUUGUGAAGGACAGGGUCAGCAAUCGCUCCAAGGGCGUUGGUUAUGUUGAAUUCAAGAGCGAAGAACACGUCCAAGCCGCUCUCCAGCUCACUGGCCAGAAACUCCUAGGUAUUCCUGUCAUCGUCCAGCUUACCGAGGCUGAGAAAAACCGCCAAGUGCGCACCACGGAGUCCACUGGACACCACCCCAACUCGAUUCCUUUCCACCGUCUUUACGUGGGCAACAUCCAUUUUAGUAUUACGGAGCAAGAUUUGCAGAAUGUUUUUGAGCCCUUUGGCGAACUCGAGUUUGUCCAGCUCCAGAAGGACGACAACGGCAGGAGCCGUGGUUACGGAUUUGUACAGUAUUUUACCCCAGAGUCCACUGCCAAUCUCCUGCAGAGGUUCCAAGGACAGAAUCAUCAUCAACAAUUCCAGGGAUCUGCUUUCUCGGGCGCCGGUGGACGUGGCCCCGCUACUUCCAACUUUGAUCGCGCUGGCGCACGCGACAACGAGAAGGGCACCGGUGCCAGUGCUCUCGACGACACCGACGUUGCCGGUGUCAACUUUAACAACUAUAGUCGCGAUGCUCUCAUGAGGAAGCUGGCACGAACUGACGAGCCACCUGCUAGCGUUGUUCCUGACCGACAGAUUCUCAAGCCCAAGACGGAGACCAAGCCGCUGCCUGUCAACGUGAACAUGGCCAGUCGAUGCGUUGUUCUUCACAACAUGUUUGACCCUGCUGAGGAAGAGGGUGAAGACUGGAUCAAGGAGCUCGAGGACGAUGUCCGCGAAGAGGCCGAGGCCAAGUAUGGCCACGUCGUUCACAUUUCUCUAGAUCCCAACUCGGCCGGCGACAUCUACCUCAAGUUCGACAAGGUCCAGGGAGGAGAGAACGCCAUCAAGGGCUUGAACGGCCGGUAUUUCGGUGGAAGAAUGAUUACCGCUGCGCCUGUUGUGGACGCGGUCUACAGCAUCCCAACGAGGGAGCGAUGGUCACUUAUUUCUAGGAUCCCUUUUGACUUUCAUGCCGUCAAGCGAGCAACUUGUCCUGCGAUAUACUCUCCACCCAACCCUACAACAACCAGCGCAACCAGCACAACCACCGAUGGACAGCACUCGGCAUCAGAGUUUAGUUCUGCUCUUUCAAGGUUUCACGGCACAAACACCACACCAGGUCAUCGCAAGGACCAUUGA